UUUUGGUAAAAUUCCAAAAAAAAAAGGCCGACACGCAGGAGGAUAACAGAAGUUUCCAUAGAGAUUGAAAGCAACACAGCUAAACCCUGGAUAAACGGAGCUAGCCAUCGUUUAUUACUUGGACAGCGCUGACAGUUAAAUAAUAUCAAGGCCUUGAAAACAACGAUAUGAUAUUAGAUUUAAACCAGGAAUUAGCGGACAAGGGGUCCGAGACUGCAGAGGAUGUGUUGUCUUGGGAAGCUGCUAAAGACUUGGAGCAAAGGGUCAGGCAUGCCCAGACGAGAAUGAAAUGGUUGGGAAACUGAUGCGGAAUGACGGGGCUCAUGGUGAAUGCUGGUGGUGAUUAGGAAAGCGGGCGGGGAAAGGGCGUGUUGACAUUAAUCAAGAGUUUCACGGUUUAUGUUUGGGUUUACGCCGUUUGAGGAUUCCGACUUCCCGUAACACAGAACAAGGGAGAAAUGCAGCAAGCACAAAGAAAACAGCACUGAACUGCAAAAGAGAAGCACACUGUCUAUAAAACCAGGAAAUAUUCCUUUUUAGGAGCGGUACAUGGUUUUAUAAAACGAAACUGUACACCUAGAAGGGCAAAAGAACCGACAGUGUGAAACCUAUUCUCACCUGACCAGCUGAAUGUUUUAUAUUAAAAGCAAUGGAGAGGUCGAGCAAAGCGAGCAGGAUUCAGGACUGUGCAGUAUGGGGGCUUGGUUCGGGCAGCACCGCACACAAUGGCAAACAAGACCUUGUUUGUUUGUAAAGCAGUUUUAUUAAUUGGAGUUUUAAAAGAUAAUAUUAAAAUGGCCGACCAAAGCAACAUCCAGUCGGCGGCUUCCAAAAGCAUACGACCCUUCAAAUCCAGCGAGGAGUACCUGUACGCGAUGAAGGAGGAUUUGGCGGAGUGGCUCAACACGCUGUAUGACUUGGACGCCCAGGCUGACGGCUUCAUGGAGGCUCUGGAUACGGGAUCUGCCCUCUGUAGGCACGCCAACAAUGUCAACCGCGCCGCGCACGACUUCCAACUGGAGUACCCUGGGGCUGUCAACUCCAUGCGUGUCCCACAAAAAGACGUGGUUUUCCAGUCCCGAAACGUCGUGCCUGGCUCCUUCCUGGCUCGGGACAAUGUGUCCAACUUCAUCGCCUGGUGCCGACAGGAGCUGGGCAUCCAGGACGUUCUCAUGUUCGAGACCAAUGACCUGGUUUUAAAAAGAAACGAGAAGAAUUUCGUGCUGUGCCUCUUGGAGGUGGCCCGCAGGGGGGCUAAAUUCGGGAUGCUGGCCCCUAUGCUCAUUCAGUUAGAGGAGGAGAUUGAGGAGGAGAUUAGAGACCAGGAGAACCAUCAUCUGGACCCGGGGAAGAUCCCUCUCCAGCUAGGCUACGUGGGGAGCAACUCGGCAGAAGAUCACUCCCCUGACGACCCGGUGUACCCCAGCUGGCAUCAGAAGAGGGUCUUAUGUGACAUGAGAAAUCUGGAUGAACUGGUGCGUGAGAUCCUGGGGCGCUGCUCUUGUCCUUUGCAGUUUCCAAUGACCAAGAUUUCUGAAGGGAAGUACAAAGUGGGCGACUCCAGUGCGUUGAUCUUCAUCAGAGUGCUGCGGGCUCAUGUGAUGGUGCGAGUGGGCGGAGGCUGGGACACACUGGAACACUAUCUUGACAAGCACGACCCCUGCCGUUGUGCAGCCUUCUCUCAUCGCUAUCCGCAGUCCAAAGCAGGCGGACUGACCCUUCAGAAAGCCAGCAGUGCUCACUCCUCCCGGGCUACUAGCCCCACCCCACACCUGAGGUCGGAGGUCAUGGCCCCGUUCAAGACACCCGACAGGCGGACCCUGGACCCUUCCAGCCUGGGUCGCCCUCCUCGCCCUUUCAUGCAGGCAGAGCCGGGGACAGGGGAGCCCUGCGCCCGCACAGGCCGGACCCCCGCACUCCUGAGACCCCCCAGGGACCGCUCCGAGCCCCGGCACUUCACCCCAUGCAGGGCAAAAGAAUCACUGCCGCCAUUGACUCGGAAACUCUCUGGAGACAGCGACUCCUCGACUGCUUCUUCAAAGGGGGUCCGGGAUAGAACCUCCCUCUCCCUUGUCAAGAAACCUGGGGAAGAGGUGAUCCUGCUGGUAAACAGGAGAGAAGGCAAGCAUGUGAUCGAGAGGUCCGGAGCCAUGCCAACUCCCACCGCCCGACCCCCACAGAGCAGAGCACGGAGCCAGUCACAAGACCGCAGCGCACUGGUGAAACCCCACCCACCACAAGACACCCCCAGACCGGAAGGGAACACAAGGCCAGAUCGCCGGCAAUCGUUGUGUCCUGAAAGCCUCAGAAAGAGCAGGCCUAAACCAGGAGCUCUUAACAAGGAUAGGCCCAGUGAGGCAGCUAUGGACAAAUCAAAAAGCAGAGAAACCCAGCAAACUCAAGCUGAUGGCUUCUGGGAGGACGGGAGAAAAAGAGGGGGCACAGCCUCAAAAUCCAGGGCACAGGCAACACUAAAAUCAGCAGCAGCUACCCUUCCCAGGAAACAGGCUUCCUCCUCUUCAGGUAAGGUCUCCUACAACAGCCCAAACAAGAAGGCCGCAACUCUUAGGCCUGUGGUGUCUAAGUCCCCAGCAGGAAAAAGCAACCUACUGGUCCCAGUGCUGCAGACAAGCCGCCCCUCUUCCAGGGAGUCGUAUGGCUCCCUAAGUCGAGGAGGCUCUAGCGAGUGGCUUGAUGCCAGUUCUGAGCCUGAAGAUGAGAAUCUGGGGAGAACUUUCCAGGUGCUGCCUAGCUUGGACCCGAACCAGGAGAAGGAAAUGUACAAGAGUUUUGAGGCAGAGUUUUUGGCCAACACACAAAUGGACGCAAACUGGGAGGAUGACUUUGGUGGCCCCCAAAUGCAGCCUCAAGAACAGCAGCAGCAGCAGCAGCAGCAGCAGCAGCAGCAACAGCUUCCCUUGGCUGAUCCCAAUGUCACAGACUCAGCAUACUCCUCCUCCAACUCCUCCACCUCUUCUCUGAAUGUGGGGAACAAGAUGGGGGUUCUACCUGAUCUCAGGGGUCCCAAGAAGCCUUCUGCCAAACAGCGGCCCUGCCCCUCAGAUUACGGGUCAGUAUUAUCAGAACUCCAAGUCAGCUGCCGACACUUAAACUACAAAGACCAGGAUCUGUGGGGGAACCCUUCAGAACCUCCUAGCAACCCAAGAAAGCCUGUUCUAUCCAGCUCAUUGGAGGAUAACCACUUUCUGUCAACCUUAAAUGAUUUGAGGGACAAGGGGAUUUUAAACUCAAAAGAGCUGAAUUCAAGGGAUCUAAAUCCUGGACAUCUAAAUGCAAGGCAUCAUUUAAAUUCAACAGGCCUCAAAUCAGAUCAUGCAAAUCUGGACGACCUAAAUGCAAGGGACCCUUUGGAUUCUGGGACCCACAAUGCACGAGGAAUUCCAAAUUUUGGAAAUUCAAGAAUGCGCCUGGAUUCGGACGAAAUAAAUGGAGAUGACCACUUGGACAUUUCACAGAACCUUGAAUGUGCUUCUGAUCUUGAGGAUGAGGAUGAUACCACCCUCCUGCCCCCUGAAGGUCACCGACUCUCCCUCUCGGAGGACCUCUCCGUCCUCGACUCCUCCAGUGAAGACUCCUCUUUUCUGUGCGUGAGCUUGAGUGAGCCCCGCUCGGAGAGUGCACCUCCUCCCCUGCUUCAGACCACUGAGUCGGAGGUCGUGCUGCACUCCAAGUCCUUGAAGAAGCCUGAGAGAGUGCCCUCCAUCUACAAACUCAAACUCCGUCCCAUAGUUCGACAUCGCACUGACAAUCGCCCGGAAAAGACCCCUUCCCGGAUCCCAACUCCCGUCAGCUACAAGAAGAAUGCUUCCGAGGUGCUCAACUGCCCCCAGAACUCCAAGAGCAAUGGGCAUCCCAAGUGGGGAAUGGACCACAAGUCCAGGAAGGCUCUAUACCAAGCCUUCACAGAACUCAUAGACCCCAGAGCCGAAUCCCCCACUGAGGAACAGAAAGGCGGCUCCUCUGUUGAGUCAUUCAGUUUGGAUGAAGAGGCUUAGAUGAGCAGAGGAUGUCGAUUGAGACCAGGAUAGAUGGGGUAAAUGUUUGGGAGAGUGUGAUAAGAAUUAGCAUCCUACCUUCCCCUUUUGAAUGUCCUUUACACUGAGUCAAAGCUCCCAGCAGGUGGUGCUUCAGAGGUAGUCCUGCAAUAGAAAAUAGUAUAUAAAAAACAGGAAUACAAGUUGACUGCUACAUUGUUGGAUCUGAAAAUGACCUGGAUUAGGGGAGAACAUUAUCCCAAGCAUUUUAGCUCUGGAAUGGGGGCCUCCUAUAAUUCUAAAGUGGACGCAUCUUCUAAAUGAACACAUGGAGAAAAACAGGAUGGACAAAAGCCCAGGAUUUUAAAACCCUUUUACAGAAAAUGGUCAAGGAGUCGAGAAAACCAGUCUCGACUGACUGCCAGACCUUUUCAAAAUGUGAUCGCCACCCUUCCUAUAAGCCUCAAUAUAGCUCCCUUUGCACUUUACACUUAAUUUAUUUCCACCAAAAUACUGUAGCCGGCUGUACAUGUUCCUUUAGUGUGGUAGAAUCAUGUUAGGUGUAUGUGUGUGGG
This is a messenger RNA of Acipenser ruthenus (sterlet), 4570 nucleotides long. Its product is annotated as GAS2-like protein 2A. NCBI's taxonomy places the organism in Eukaryota, Metazoa, Chordata, Actinopteri, Acipenseriformes, Acipenseridae. The coding region runs from base 726 to 4016 and encodes 1096 amino acids. The transcript has 7 exons. The record is from RefSeq and is a predicted model, not a curated record. Gene Ontology annotation, molecular function: actin filament binding; cytoskeletal adaptor activity; microtubule binding. Gene Ontology annotation, biological process: protein localization to microtubule plus-end; regulation of microtubule polymerization or depolymerization; microtubule bundle formation. Gene Ontology annotation, cellular component: cytoplasm; actin filament; microtubule plus-end.